UGAUCAGUAUGGGAUUGUGUUGCUCGUAAACACCUCGAGCUUGUCAAUAAUUACAAGUUUUUUUUAAUAAUCAGUGCUAUGUUUGACAGUUAAAUAAAAAAUAAUUACAGUGGACUCCCGCAAUCUCACAAAUACUAAAAAACCGCUAUAAAUGUAUAAAUAGUCUUCGUAAAGUUUCACUUAAUGUAAAAAUCAAAUGGUAACGCGAUCACGGAUUGCGACGCUUUUGCCAGGCGCCUAAUGCAGUGUUUUAUUAAUUAAAACUUCACUAAAAUAAACUCAAAAUUUAUGGAAAUAUCAAUCCGACUUUAAAGAUUACAUAAAAUAAUGCUGGGACAAAAACCAUCACCUUUACUAAGAUGCUGACAGUAAUGUGCCCAAACUGCCGGCAUCGUUUUCCAGCCCCGGGAUGUUGUAAUCCAGACUCGCGACUCCAAGACACAGCAAUGCAUCCAUCAACCACAACAUCAUCAUCUCCAGUGGCAUCAUCCUACGGCAAUUACUACAGUUGCGGUGGAGGACUGAUGAUGCCACGCAGUUACGGGAGCAACUGCAUAAUAAACGCUCCGACAAUAAUCCACGGGCCGACAAUAAUUCAAUCCAAUCAAGGCUCGGGCACCGCUCAGAUACCAAGUCCCGGAUUCUUGGUCGACUACUGGAACAUCUCCAAGCCGUCCAACUCCGAGUGCAAGAUAAACACGACUUGUGAUCUCACCGGCGGCACUGUCACGAUAACCACCCCGAACAUCCAAUCGGGGGGUUACCUGCUCCAGCCGACAGACUCUGAUUCGCUGAUCCACUCUCCGAGGAUUGAAAUCAGGCCCAAGUUGUCUGGUGGUGGGUGUCUAGUUCAGAAGAGACUGUCCGAAGAUAAUAGUUCCCAAUUGUUAUUUUCUAACAACGAUUUGCUUCAAUCACUCGCUAACUUCAACUAUCACCGUGAUUUCCCCAAAGAAGAAGUGACUCCGUCAGUUCAUCCGCCCAGCGGCUGUCAAGAAUUGCCAGGAAUGCGUCGUGAUUCCUUCAUCCAGCCUAGGCCUGACAAUUCUAUUCACGAUAAUUGCAAUCCAGCGGCUGGUGAUAGGCAAUCUAGAAAAAAUUCAAACUGUUGCUGUUCAUCACAAUCAAAUUCCAUUAAUAAUAAUAACAAUAACAAUAAUUAUAGUUAUAAUUAUAAUAGUAAUAAUUGUAGUAAUAAUUUACAGUCAGAAACAGUUCAGCGUAAAUCAUCGACCGACGAUCCAGGUGCUGUACAAAUAAAAGUCAGUGCGACAAUUCAAUUGCCUGCGAACGUCGAUCAAUGCACGCUUAAUAUCACGGCAACAAAAAGUUCUGGGAACAAUGUUGACACCAUCACCACCGUAAAUGGAAUAAAUUCAGCUACUACAACAUCAGAAGCUGGAAAUUGCAUAUUAGUACAAAUGGACACCCAGCAAACGGGAAGUAGCUGCGAGAAUGAGAGGCGUGAAGAUACUUCAACUCCAACUCCGACGACACCAGUGUCUUGGUUGAUGCCGGUGUCUUACAACUACGACGAAGGGUACUCGCAAAAAAGAGGUCUCCCCAAGACAACAGACAUCAAGAAAUUGUUGAGCAGUACUGGGUGGUAUUACGAGGGCAUGAAUUGGCAGCAGAGCGAAAACUUACUUAAAAACAUGGAAAUCGGCAGGUGGCUUGUCAGAGACAGCUCGGACAGUAGAUUUGUCUUUGCUAUUUCUGUCCAGACUGACCGCGGGCCGACCUCUGUCAGAGUUCACUUCUACAACAGAAAUUUCCGACUCGAUUCGGAACCUCAGCUUAUCAUGACGAUGCCGCAGUUCGACUGUCCGAUAAAAUUGCUUGAUUAUUAUAUUUAUGUGUCGAAACACGGCAAUGGAAAUUUAAAGCAAGUCUGGGUCGACUUGACUGGACAUCUGUACAGUAAAAUUUAUUUAACAAAGCCGGUUGUUAAAGAUGUUGGUACGCUUUCACAUCUUGCUAGGCUUGUUAUUAAUAAACAUAAAAUAGAUACUAAAUCUUUACCAAUUCCUAUUAAAAAUUAUAUCGCUGAGUAUCCUUAUACAUUUUAAAUUUAUUAGUUCAAUUGUGUAGAUAAUUUUCAAUGUUUUUUAUUUGUUAGAGUAAUAGGAAAUAUUUGCGAUUGUGUAUUGGAAUUUUUUAUAAACAAGUGAAUGUUUAGUAAAUAUUUAAUUUUUAAAUUAAAUUUAUUUAUUUAUAGAUAAAAUUGCUUAUAAAAACCUAUCGUAAUGAUUAAUAUCUUCCAGAAUAUGUAAAAAGUUUUUUAAGCUAAAUUAUUAUAAAUUAGUUGAGUUAUUAAAUUAUGAGGAACUGUAAUCUAAGUCGGGUACAUUCAAUUAACGUAAUUAUUUAUUUACAUGUUAAAUAAUUGAUGAAAAAUAUUAUUGUAUAAAAUUAUCUUGAAUUUUAUUUUUUUUUUUUAUUUUAUUUUUUUUUUUUUUUUUUUAGUACAAAACUAAACAAAAAGUCAUGAUUACGACCAAAGAAAAUUUAUAAUAAGCGUUUACUUAAAAAAAUUCAUUUUUAUAGCUUAAAAUAAAUUAAUGAACUCCUGACUUAGUAUUACAAUGGACUAUUUCUUAUUUAUUCAAAAAUAUUUAAGUAUAUAUAAACAUAUAUAAAACUUACUAAAAUUAUAAAUAAAUUUAUAAUAAUUUUAGUCAGUAGCAGCAUAAUAUUUGUGUAAUUGCGAUUUGUAAUAUAAAUUUAUUGACUAAAAAAAUCAAUUACACUUUAGAGUUUUCUGAAUCAGUCAAAAGAAUUAAUUAGUUCAACUAUAUAACUAAAAUUAAUAUAAUGAAAUUAGCGUGUGAUUUCAUGAACUUGAGUUGAAAUAUUAAUGGGUACCAUUUACAUACCCAAAAUUAAAAAAAAUAAAAUUUUUUUUUUUUAAUUUGAACAUACAUAGAAAAAUUAAAUUUUCUGUCUUCAUUUUUCAAUAUAUAAAAAUAGUUAUUAAAUAAAUAAAUAAUUACAUAACAUGUGCCUUUUUACGUACAAUAAAUCAAAAUAAUAGUAAAAUCUUUCUUUUUCUUUUAUACCUAAAAACAAAGCCAAUAGCUAAAGUAUGAGUACACUAAAUAUGAUUUCAAUUAUCGUAUAUAAUUUAAAUAUUAUUUUUUAUCACAAUGGAAAGGAAAAGGAAGUUAAAUAUAAGCAUGUGACUGCGAUUAAAUGAUAUCUAGAUCGUGCCGUUGUCUUAACUUAAAAAAAUAUACAUAUUACUUGUCGCAGAUAUAUUAAUAAAUGUUAUGUCGUUGCGAGAUAAGAAAUCACGUGCCUUUAAAACUAAGGCGUUGGCCACCCACGCGUCAAACUUAACACCAUAAAUGUGUGCAUAUAUAUAUUCAAAUUGAUAUGUUUAAUAAUUGUGUAUAAAUAUUGUAUGAAUGUUAAUCUUAAUUUAAAUAUGCUACUGAGCAUUAGUAAAAUGUAGCAUUGAUGACGUCUCUACAUUAGAGAUGAAAAAAAAAAUAUAUAUAUAUAGAUUGAUAAAUAAUAAUAAUAAAUAGUAACAUUAUUAUUAAUUGUUUAUUUAAUUAAAUCUUAUUAACAAACAAAAUAAACGUGUAAUUAAAAUUCGUUCAGUUGCUUUUAUUUUGUCAAUUAAUAGCUUUUUUUUUUUAUUUUAAAAUGAGACUUAUUAUCAUAACUGCCAUUUCAAUUGUACUAUUAAGUUCGUCACUAUAAAUUGUAUAAAAAAUA
This is a messenger RNA of Cotesia glomerata, 3723 nucleotides long. Its product is annotated as hybrid signal transduction histidine kinase I-like. Bases 360 to 2069 code for a protein of 569 amino acids. Gene Ontology annotation, molecular function: 1-phosphatidylinositol-3-kinase regulator activity. Gene Ontology annotation, biological process: phosphatidylinositol phosphate biosynthetic process; intracellular signal transduction. Lineage: Eukaryota; Metazoa; Arthropoda; Insecta; Hymenoptera; Braconidae. The record is from RefSeq and is a predicted model, not a curated record. The transcript has 2 exons. Gene Ontology annotation, cellular component: phosphatidylinositol 3-kinase complex.